ACAAAAUGUAAUCAGCUACAGAACAAUAGCCUCAAUUAAGUGUUCCUGUUGCUCCCAGAAAUUGAAGUAGAGAAAACAUUCAGAUUUCUGAGUCCUGUAAAAGCAUGAUUCGGGACCAAACAGUGAUGCAUUAGCAACUUAAUUGUGUAUUUGGUUCGGAUAAUUUGGAAAUUGACAAUUAUGUGAUGAUUUGUUUGUUCUCAUUGAUUGUCUUUAAAUUGCUCUUUAUUUGUCUUCUGUCUAUGAUAUGCAUGUAUUUUAAUCACACUUCAACUGCUAACAGACGAACAUUAUGUUGACUCUAAUCUAUCAGCUGAAUAAAAGGAAAUCAAAUGUUAGAAACUUAUAAACUUACAAUUUGAUAUUUUCAAUUUAAGAUGAAAUCUGUGGAAGCGAAUGGAUCAUAUUAUUUUGAGCCUCCUUCUCUGGGACUAAGCUUCAUAUUUAUAUCAUUUGACAUACUCAGUGUUGUAACAAACAUUGCGAUUUUGUAUGUGAUCCUACGAGCCAAACCAUUAUGGAACCCAUGUGGACACUUCAUGUUUCUGGUUGCAUUACUGGAUACUGCUGAAGGAACAACAACUCUUGGAAUUAUCGACCAGAUAUUAAUUGGUAAAAUUAGCAAACUAAGUUGUAGGAUCCAGGCGUACCUAUUACUCGCUGUAGCAUAUGGUAGGUUGUGCAUAUUCACCUGUAUGAGUAUAAACAGAGCUAUCAUGUUGAAAUACCCAUUGAGAUAUGAAACAUUGGUGACAACAUUUAAAACAAAGAUAGUUCUAUUGAUAAUAUUUGAAUUGUGCUUUCUGUCUACACUACCUGUUCUACUUGAACAACACACAUACAGAGAUCAUGGAUAUCUGUGCGAGAUCAAGUAUAUUACAGAUCUAGAGUCUGUUUUUAACUAUAUAUGGUUUGGAAUGAUAAUGUUAAUUUCCACCAUCCUGAUUGUGGCAAAUGUUUCAAUAUUUAUAAUGGUAAGAGCACAGCAGAAGAAAAUCAAUGUCCUAACUGUAAAUGAAGAUGGCCAUCUUAAUAUGCAGGGACAAAGAAAGAAAAAAGCAGAUUUUAGACUACAACUGAAAGCAAUACGGAUGUUGUUCCUUGCAAUUGGCAUAUAUUUCAUUGCGG
Molecule: messenger RNA, 1128 nt
Organism: Owenia fusiformis
Lineage: Eukaryota; Metazoa; Annelida; Polychaeta; Sabellida; Oweniidae
Source: the annotation of a GenBank genome assembly